AUCUCCCUCCAGUAUUACUCUGGGGGCAGCUGGCACCACACCUGCGGAGGGUCCCUCAUCCGGCAGAACUGGGUGCUGACAGCAGCCCACUGCGUAGAUAGAAACAUGAAUUUCCGCGUCGUCGCCGGUGACCACAACAUCUACAAGAGCGAGGGCACCGAGCAGAUCUUCAGCGUCAGCAGCAUCCACGUCCACCCCAACUGGAACUCCCAGAAUGUGGCCGCAGGCUACGACAUCGCGCUGCUCCGCCUGUCGGGUUCAGCCACGCUCAACAGCUACGUGCAGCUGGCGGUGCUGCCCACCCAGGGCACGGUGCUGCCCAACAACUACGCCUGCUACAUCACCGGCUGGGGGCUGACCAGCACCAACGGGCAGCUGUCGAGUGUGCUGCAGCAAGCAUACCUGCCCGUCGUGAGCUACAGCAUCUGCUCCAGCUACUCCUACUGGGGCUCCAGUGUCAAGAACACCAUGAUCUGCGCCGGCGGGGACGGCGUGCGCUCCGGCUGCCAGGGCGAUUCUGGCGGCCCCCUGCACUGCGCGGUCAACGGGGUGUACCAAGUGCAUGGCGUCACCAGCUUCGUCUCCAGCUUGGGCUGCAACACGCGCAACAAGCCCACUGUCUUCACCCGCGUCUCUGCCUACAUCUCCUGGAUAUCCAGCGUGAUCUCCUAGAACUGAGCAGCAGCAGGAGGAGAACCCCAGCCCUGAACAUGGACACUGAGAAUUUCAUCUGGGGGCAUUUAUGUCUCAAAGCUGGCAUCAAUAAAUUGUGUUCUUCACUGAGA
Molecule: messenger RNA, 785 nt
Organism: Numida meleagris (helmeted guineafowl)
Lineage: Eukaryota; Metazoa; Chordata; Aves; Galliformes; Numididae
Gene: CELA1
Product: chymotrypsin like elastase family member 1
Biological process (GO): proteolysis
Molecular function (GO): serine-type endopeptidase activity
Source: RefSeq, a predicted model, not a curated record